Molecule: messenger RNA, 2587 nt
Organism: Etheostoma spectabile (orangethroat darter)
Lineage: Eukaryota; Metazoa; Chordata; Actinopteri; Perciformes; Percidae
Product: zinc finger FYVE domain-containing protein 1
Exons: 12
Coding region: 119-2080 (653 amino acids)
Biological process (GO): lipid droplet formation
Cellular component (GO): lipid droplet
Molecular function (GO): phosphatidylinositol-3,4,5-trisphosphate binding; 1-phosphatidylinositol binding; phosphatidylinositol-3-phosphate binding
Source: RefSeq, a predicted model, not a curated record
UGGCUCCUCCCGCAGCGUCAGCAGUACACGCGCUGUUGUUGUGAUUGACAGACACAAGAGGAGUCAGGUUGAACUUUCGUUUUGCCGUCACAAAUAUGUUAUAAGUAAUUAAACAACGAUGUCCGAAAUACUGAUGAAAGAAAUGGAGAGUAUCUCGAUCAGUCCAAUGAAGGCAGAGGAGUGUCCAGACGGUGUCCGGAGCUUCCUGUUGGUGGAUGAACAAGAAAACCUGCAGGUACGAGAUGAGUCUGAGUUUGUGGACAGACUUGGCUGUGGGGACGUGGCAGGAGUCAAGGUCCUCUCCAUCUUUGGCAACACCGGGGAUGGAAAGUCACACACCCUUAACCACAUCCUAUUCGGUGGAGAGAGCGUAUUCUACACGUCCAAGUCCCCCAACUCCUGUACGGUGGGAGUAUGGGCCGCCUAUGACCCUAGCCUCAGCUUGGUCUCCUUGGAUACUGAGGGCCUGUUGGGGGCCGCAGCUAAUCAAAACCAGAGAAUGCGACUGCUGUUAAAGGUAUUGGCAGUGUCUGAUAUAGUAGUCUAUCGUACACGGGCAGAGCGCCUACACAACGACAUGUUCCAGUUUCUGAGCAAUGCCUCGGGGGCCUACCUGAAGCACUUCACCCCGGAGCUCAGGGCCCUCUCUAGUCGCUGUGGUCUGGACGUGCCCCUCUCUUCUCUUGGGCCUGCCAUCAUCGUCUUUCAGGAGACCACCCACACCCAGUUGCUUGGUCAUGAUUCAAAGGUGGCCGGCCAUGCCGACAUGCUUCUCCAGAAGCGGUUUCACGAUCUGAGCUUGGGGACAGAGGCCUUCAGCUCGGUGCAGUAUGUUGGCACCCAGACCAUCACGCCUCCCACUGAUUACAACAGGCUGCUGGAGGCUGUGAGGCAACAAGUAAAGAACACUCACACACGCUCCCCCCGUCAACCUGGGAUAGUGUUUCACGCUCUGGAGGCCUUAAGUGAGCGUUUCUGUGGGGAACUGUUAGACGACAAGAUGACCCCUUACUCCUUCUUCCCAGACGAGUACUUCACCUGCUCCGCUGUUUGCCUCAGCUGCAACAUUCGCUGUAAAAAUGGAAUGAACCAUCUGAGAGACAGGGUCCCCCACAUGGCAGAUGGACUGUGCCAGUAUGUACACCAGUACAACAACAAGGUCCUUAUCUGUAAGAGGUGCUAUGAAGGAGGCAGAGAGGUGAUUGUCUUGCCCAAGACAACAGCUUCCACUGACAACCCUUGGUUUGGACUGGCCAAGUAUGCCUGGUCAGGCUAUGUGUUGGAGUGUGCUAGCUGUGGUGUAAUCUACCGCAGCAGACAGUACUGGAUGGGAAACCAGGACCCUGAGAGCGGCGUGGUGCGAUCUGAGGUUAAGCAUGUCUGGGAGGGGUCGGACACAUUUCUGACCAACCAUCAGAACGCUGCCCAGAGGGUGCUUGAUGGGAUGAACUUUGUGAUCCAGUCAGUGUCCGAGUACAGCACCGGGCCCACCAAAGCAGUCACUGCCUGGCUUACUGACCAGGUGGCACCGCAAUACUGGAGACCCAACACAGAGAUCACUGCCUGUCAUGGCUGUCGGAAGGUGUUCGAAGAGGCAGAGAGGAAGCACCACUGCCGAUCAUGUGGCGAGGGUUUCUGCCACCCCUGCUCCAGCCACAGGAUGCCGGUGCCAGAGAGAGGCUGGGGCAGUGGCCCUGUCAGGGUGUGUAAGGCCUGCUACCAACAGGGAGGGCCAGCUGACAGCCAGGUGUGUAAGGUGGAGCCUCGUGGUCUGAUAGCUCGCAGGGUGACGGAGGUGGCCCAGUCUACAAUGGACAUGGUCACCACAGCAGUGGACUACCCUCUCUGUUUUGUGAAAGGUGUGGCUCGGCCAGACUACUGGGUGCCAGACCAGGACAUCAUCCAGUGCAACCAGUGCUCCAAAACCUUCACUCCAGCAAUGUCCAAGCAUCACUGCAGGGCCUGUGGGCAGGGUGUGUGUGGCCCCUGCUCCUCACACAUCAAGCCUGUUCCCUCCCGAGGCUGGGACCACCCAGUCAGAGUGUGUGACAACUGCCACGCCCGCACGGAUAGUCUGUGAGCUUUUGGAACUGGGAGAACUUGUUUUUAGAUAAUCCACAAAAACACUGAAUACUGGCACUGCUGCUCCAAGAGAACAGGGAGGAUUUAUUAUGCAGCAUUUAAUAGACGGACUGUUCUGAAGCUUAAAGUGGUCCCCACCUGGGUACCAGGCCUGGUGUUUUAUCAGUGCUGAGUGCUGACCUAGGAUCAGCUUUCCAUCUCAUCUGCCUUCCUUCCCAACUGAUUCUACAGCGGUUGUGGGGUCAAAUCCAACAUAGAUCACCUUCACUACAGCCUUACUGGACCCGUCAAACUGUCCAACUGGACAAAUGGAAAGCUGCAUAUGUGGUUUUAACUGACCGGGUAUUUAGAAAGUGAAGACAUACUAAACUUUUUCACAAUUCACAUUAUAACAGCUGAGCUUGAACUCUUUAAUGCAAUCAAGUACAGUCUUCCUUGUUCAUUAAUCUAUGUGUUUGCGCAGCCCUGCACCACACAACAAUGUCUUAAUUUGACCAAUUUGUUG